Molecule: messenger RNA, 1502 nt
Organism: Zingiber officinale
Lineage: Eukaryota; Viridiplantae; Streptophyta; Magnoliopsida; Zingiberales; Zingiberaceae
Product: transcription factor bHLH112-like
Exons: 7
Coding region: 254-1420 (388 amino acids)
Biological process (GO): regulation of transcription by RNA polymerase II
Cellular component (GO): nucleus
Molecular function (GO): DNA-binding transcription factor activity, RNA polymerase II-specific; protein dimerization activity; RNA polymerase II cis-regulatory region sequence-specific DNA binding
Source: RefSeq, a predicted model, not a curated record
AUAAAGCAAGGAAGCAAGCUCAGGUAAGUACUAUAGCUCAAUCUAAUCUACUUGCAAUUGAUUUAAGCAAAAGACACUACUGCAUCAUGCAUGUUCCUUUGUGCCCAAGUAAUAUAAAUACUUUACUUUAAUGCACAAAAAAAUUAAGAGAGCAAUUUUCCUUCAUCUUCUAUCAGCUAAUUCAAGUCAAAUAACAAAACUUGAUGUGUAAUUAACUCUAAUUGUUUUCUAAACCCUAACUAUAUAUACAUACAUGUACAUAAAAACAAAGCUCAGUCAUAGAGAGAAUAUCAUGGCAGAAGAGUUAUGUAGAAGUGCAGGAGAGAGCAGCUGGUGGUACAGCAGUACUGAUGCUUCAUCUUCCUUGUCUUACAAAGAAUCUUAUUCUGCGCCUCCACCGGCCUGCGAUAUCUCGAUCCUCCCUCGGGAGGAAGCUUAUGAUGCAAUAAAGCUCCAACAAUUCUUCCAUCGUCCUCAAUUCUCAACCUUCAACUGGACUGCUCAUGAUCAGCCUUUCCUUUUGAAUGGCUGGAGAUCAGGUGAGAACGGCGGCCUAGUUCAUGGAGCCAUGCUCCAGAUGGAAGACCACCAUGCUUCGACUGCGGUUCGCGAUAUUUUUCCGUUCGAGCAGCAUCGAAUCUGCAAUGAGUUUGGAUCAAUGGAAAGGAUUAAGGCACAGCCACAGUACUGCGCUUUUGGCACUCCUGAUGAUGAUCAAGUAGCAAUUCAGCUGCCUCCAGUACCAUUAAUGCAUGUUCCAUCAUCAUGGAAUAGCCUUUCCCAGCUGCUAAAGUCCACUACUCUUAUGGCUCAAAGGCAACAUGAAUCGAGCUUUAAUAACCAGUUGCAGUUCGGCAGAAACACCACCACCACUACUUCUCCCUUUUGGAAUGCCUCAUUCAUCAUGGAACCUAAACCAAUUUUGAGGAAUCCAACAGCUACGAUUAAUUCAGGAGGUGAUCGAGAAUCUUGUUCUUCAUCGACCCAGAAAACUGAAAGCAAACCUGCAGUGAAAAAGCCCAGAAUAGGAACACCUUCACCUCUUCCGACUUUUAAGGUGAGGAAAGAGAAGCUAGGAGACAGAAUAACUGCUCUCCAGCAGCUAGUUUCGCCUUUUGGAAAGACUGACACUGCCUCAGUUCUUCAAGAAGCCUUUGAAUACAUCAAAUUCUUGCAUGAUCAAGUCAGUGUUUUGAGCAGUCCCUAUUUAAAGAGUAGUAAUGGCCAUUCCACGCAACAAACAAAGAUGAUUAGUGACAUGUACAACUCGAGUAAGGGCGAUGAAGGGAAAAGAGUAGUACUAGAUCUUCGGAGUCGGGGACUUUGUUUGGUCCCCAUCGCAAGCACAUUCCCGGUGGUGAGUGAGACGGCGUCGCCAGACUUCUGGCAUCCUGCAUUACUUGGAGCAACCUUCAGAUAAAGAUCAAGGAGUACAAGUGCUUGCUGAUUAAUUUAUUUAUGUUACUUCUAUAAGAUAAGUGUUUCAGAGUAGUAAUUUUCAG